AUGAUUCAACAUCCUGGAAUCAAGAAUGAAACAGCAAUUAUUUUGAAAGGACUUCAGGGAACAGGUAAAAACAGAUUUACAGACAUUAUUUCUGAACUUCUCGCUGGUUAUUCAUGUAAAAACAUUACUGAAAUAAGUGAGCUAACGGGUAAUUUCAAUUCAAAAGUUGAGAAUAAAAUGUUUCUUGUACUUAAUGAACUCAAGAAUGUAGGUGAAGACAGACUCGCAAACUUCAACGCUUUGAAAUCAAUUAUAACGGAUAAUGAGAUUAGAAUUAAUGAAAAGAAUCAACCCAGAAGAACUGCUCAGAAUGUUGCAAACUUCAUUUUCGUAACUAAUAACGUCUACCCUGUCAAAAUUGAAGUUGGAGACAGAAGAUACGUAGUUUUAAGAGUUAAUGGUAAAUUCAAGGGUCAAUUUGAUUACUUCAAGAAUUUGAUGAAUUCAUGCACAAAGGAAUUUUAUGAUAAUUUACUGACGUAUUUUAUCAAUUACGACCUUUCAUCAUUUAAUGUACGAAUCAUACCGAUGACUGAAGCCAAACAAGAUUUAAUAGAAUUAUCAACAAAUCCUUUAGAUGUAUGGAUAAAUACACAUUAUGAUGAAUUCUGUGCAGGUAUGACGUGUAAAAAUGCUCUAUUCUGCAAACCAUCAGACAUGAAAGACAAGAAUUUCCAAAUGAGUAUUAAGGAUAAAUGUGAUAGGAAACAUAGAAAAAUAGACGAUAAACAAACAUGGUGUUAUGUUUUGAAAGAAGAAAUGAAAGGAUUAUAUAAACAGGUUGAACCAAAUGAUAAUGAUGAUUCAUUUACUGACGAUGAAAUACCUGUAAAUGAAGCUUUAUAA
This is a messenger RNA of Trichomonas vaginalis G3, 846 nucleotides long. RefSeq lists its product as uncharacterized. Lineage: Eukaryota; Parabasalia; Trichomonadida; Trichomonadidae. The transcript has a single exon. The record is from RefSeq and is a predicted model, not a curated record. The coding region runs from base 1 to 846 and encodes 281 amino acids.